This is a messenger RNA of Brassica oleracea var. oleracea, 798 nucleotides long. RefSeq names its product glutathione S-transferase T3-like. The transcript has a single exon. NCBI's taxonomy places the organism in Eukaryota, Viridiplantae, Streptophyta, Magnoliopsida, Brassicales, Brassicaceae. Bases 1 to 798 code for a protein of 265 amino acids. The record is from RefSeq and is a predicted model, not a curated record.
AUGGAGAACACAAGUAGUUAUGUUAACCUUUUGAACAGUCAAAGUUCUGUUGACCUUGAAUCACCCGAACCAUUUUGGUUCGGUAGCCAAGAUCCUGAAGAAGCUGUUGUAGAAUCCGCGGUCAAGGAGAGGAGGAAGUGGUCUCUGAAAGAGGACAAGAUCCUUAUUGGUGCUUGGCUUAACACCAGUAAGGAUGCGGUGGUGAGCAAUGAGCAGAAAGCCGGUGCGUUCUGGAAGAGGAUCAUCGAGUACUACAAUGCAAGCCCUCACCUGGUGGGAACAACACCUAGAGAGCUUGGUCAGUGCAAGCAGAGGUGGGCUAGGAUUAACGAGCAAGUGUGCAAGUUCGUAGGAUGCUACGACGCAGCUUUGAGGGAGCAGAGAAGUGGACAAAAUGAUGAUGAUGUGAUGAAAGCUGCACUGGACCUUUUCUACAAUCAUUACUCGGUCAAGUUUAGCAUGGAACAUGCCUGGAGGGAGUUGAGGCAUGACCAGAAAUGGUCGUCCACCUAUGUGGCUAAGGACAGUGGGAAGGAAAAGCGCAAAGUCUCGGAGGUUGAUACAGCAGAUGAAGUGGGAGAACCACAGGGUAGACCUAUGGGGGUUAAGGCUGCUAAAGCUGCUAUGAAGAAGAAAAAAAGUGGUAAAGAGGAGUCAUUGGCAGCGAUACACGCCAUCAUGGAAGUCAAAAAAACAGUCUCUAAACAGAAACUGCUUGAACGUCUACUGGCCAAAAAAGAGCCACUCACUGAGAUGGAAACAUCUCUUAAACUCAAACUUAUGUCUGAGAUGAUAUGA